UCUCUAAACAUCGGAAAAUUAUACACACACAUCCCCUCCACUCUCUUCCCCUGCUAAUUGUCCCAUCACUUUUAUUUUUUUUAAAAAAAAAGUUAACUAGGUUGUGAAUCUUCAAACCAAGAAAUUGAUUAUAUUUUGAGGAUUGUGCUUUGAUUAUUAUUAUUAUUUUUUGUGGGUAAGUGCCUGCUUUGAUUUUAGUUAAUAGAGAAAAUGGUUUAUCCUCUGGAACAUCCAUAUUAUGAAGAUUGAUGUGUGGGAAACAUCUGAAUAGUUUAAGUUAUUUGAAUAGUAUUUUUUUUCUUUUUAUUAUUUAUUUAUUUUUGUGUUCAUGAAAAAGGUCCAUUUAGAAAGGAACCGGACUGCCAACCAGGUUGAAGCCACCGAGAUUUUUUUGACUGAACCGACGGGUUUUUGUGAACCACAAGUCGGCUGUGAUUGGAAAAUUAGCCAAUCCUCCAUCCAUGGUUUGGUUGUGUUUUUAUCUAUAAACUGCAUUGAACUGCCUCGUGCACACCCGUAGUGCUACCCAACUCAUGGUCCUUUCGUUCCAUGAGUACAGAGUUCAUAUGCUGUUGAGUUGAAUGGAGAUUGGAGAUGUUGGUUCACUGCAUUCCAAAUCAAUGGGAACUAGAGUGGACAAAGAAUCUGUCAAGUCUUUAAAACCAACUAUUUCAACUAGUAUACAUACAAAGCCCUGUGUCUAAACAUCAUUGUCGUUAUGGCACUCACACAAUUUUCUUUGAAUUAUUACUUCCCAAGUUCCAGUUGCCAUUCUUCACCGUCUCUAAGCUUUCUCCUAUUUCACCCACAAACCCGAUCUUCAAAUAGUUUCAGAUCUCUGAAGUUCAGAGUGUCUUGUUCUCAACAGACCAUUCAACUUGACACCCCACAAGACAACUCCACAAAGAGGAAGAGAAAGCCCAGACCAAGUUUCUUUGAUCAAAUUCGCGACAAAUGGUCUAUGAAAACCCCGUCCUUGAGAGAGAAACUUCCAUGGCAAGAACAAGAACAGAAACAGAGCGAACCAAUUGAAGACGACGAAGAAGGUCAGAGCCAUCAGUCGUUUGGGGUUACUGUAAUUGAGUCAGAACCUGAUAAGGACCCUUCAGUGAGUGACCUGAGUUUUGUUCCCACUAAUCGUGUAGUUCCAGCUCCUUGGAUUCAUGGAAGCAAACCCAGCAAAUCCCAGUUUGGUUCUGUUUCCAAAAAUUUACAAGACGGUUGUGAAAACGACAAAACGAUUGAUGAGUUUCACAAACACUGCGAAGACAAUGUUUCAAGUAAUGUUGUUCGAGAAUCAAAGAAUUUGGAAACUCAAGUUAAUUUUGAUGGCAAAUUUAAUUAUAGAGGAGUUGUUGACACUAAUGACACCCCAAUUGAGUUAACCGAGAAGAAGGUGGCAUUACCGGUUGAGGACAUCAAAAGGGUCUCUUUUGAUAGGAAGUCAUUCAGUUUUGAUCAGGAAGGUCCUAGUUUUGACGGUUCUAGGGGUAAGAUUGAUUCAAUGAGGUUUACCGUGGGAGAGAGAGAGUGAUUUGGGAUCUGUAGAUGGUGAUAGGUUGAGGAAGAGAAACACAAUCCUGCCGGAGAAAUUAAUACCAGAAAACGAAUUGAAGAGGCUUAGGAAUGUGGCUUUGAGGAUGGCAGAGAGGAUCAAAGUUGGAGCUGCCGGUGUUACAAAGGCAUUGGUGGACUCCAUCCACGACAAGUGGAAGGAAGAUGAAGUGGUGAAAUUAAAGUUUGAAGGGCUUCCUACACUUAACAUGAAAAGGAUUCAUGAAACUCUAGAGGUCAGUAUUGGCACAUUUGUUUCCAUAACUAUGACUAUGAAAUAAAGUAAUGAAACUUCAAGUGGCUUAAUUAAUAGUGUAAUUGGACCUUAUUUUAAUGACUAAUCAGAGAUUCAAGUAUACUGAUGUAAUUUGCUGCAAUAUU
Messenger RNA from Camellia sinensis, 1935 nucleotides. The record is from RefSeq and is a predicted model, not a curated record. Lineage: Eukaryota; Viridiplantae; Streptophyta; Magnoliopsida; Ericales; Theaceae.